AUGUUUCCGGUGAAUCUGAAUGACAGGGAGGACCAGGUGUCUCCACAGCAGGCAGACGGUAAACGGAAGUUUCUAGGUGAAGUAGACUUUUUUGCAGAUAAGAGGAGGUCUAGUGAUGAUACUUAUGUAGUGAAGAAGGAAGACGUUGAAGCUGCUAAAAGGGAAUUGAAUGUCAACACUGGUUUGCAACUUCUUACUGGUAACAAUGGAAGUGAUCCAUCAACGGCAGGUGAUGGGAUUUCAUCUGAUAUCGAAAAUAAGAAAGCAAGAAAAGAGCUAGCAGAAUUGCAAGGUGAACUUGAUAGAAUGAAUGCUGAAAAUCAGAAGUUAAAGGGGAUGCUUACUCAGGUCACCAACAAUUACAGUACGUUGCAGAUGCAUCUUACUGUAUUAAUGCAACAGCAAAAGAAUUCAAAAACUGAAAGCUUACGAGAAAACCAAACUAUAGAUGGAAAAUUAGAAGAUAAUAAUAAUCAAGAAAAUAGAGGGGCAAUAGUUCCAAGACAGUUCUUGGAGUUGGUCCCAGGUGAUCAAGAACUGUCUCAUUCUUCAUCAGAAGAAAGAACGCUAUCUGGAUCGCCGGCACAAAACAAGAAAAUGAUUGUUAGGGAAGAGAGCCCAGCAUCUGAAGAUUGGGCUCCUAAUAAGGCUCCCAAAUUAAAUCCCUUCAAGCCUGGUGAUCAAGCCACUGAGGCUACCAUGAGAAAAGCUCGAGUUUCAGUUCGGGCAAGAUCCGAAGCUCCUAUGAUUUCCGAUGGAUGCCAAUGGCGUAAAUAUGGGCAAAAGAUGGCGAAAGGAAAUCCUUGUCCACGAGCUUAUUAUCGUUGCACUAUGGCAGUAGGAUGUCCAGUGCGCAAACAGGUUCAAAGGUGUGCUGAGGACAGAGCAAUCUUGAUUACAACCUAUGAAGGUACCCACAAUCAUCCACUGCCACCGGCCGCCGUGGCCAUGGCAUCAACAACCUCAGCCGCGGCUAAUAUGCUCCUUUCCGGCUCAAUGUCUAGCGCAGAUGGGCUGAUGAAUCCGAAUUUUCUAGCAAGAACCAUUCUUCCGUGUUCAUCAAACAUGGCAACUAUUUCAGCCUCGGCUCCAUUUCCGACAGUCACAUUAGACCUUACUCAGCAACCCAACCCAUUGCAAUUCCAAAGACCGCUACCCCCUACCCAAUUCCAAGUCCCUUUUGCCGUCACUCCACCACCGCAAAUGUCUCAAGUUUUAGGGUAUAACCAAUCAAAAUUUUCCGGGCUACAGCUGUCUCGGGACAGUACUGAAGCUGCCUCAUUGCCAAACGAGGAGCAGCAACACCCAUCCUUCGCUGAUACCCUCAGUGCCGCCACCGCUGCCAUCACCGCGGAUCCUAAUUUCACUGCAGCCCUUGCCGCCGCCAUCACUUCCAUCAUCGGAGGCUCCAAUCCAAACAGCGGCGAUAACAAUACGAUGGCAAACAACAAUAGUGCCGACGUAAACACAAAUAGCAGCAACAAGACAAGCAGUUUUUCAGGGAAUUAA
Fraxinus pennsylvanica is the source of this 1509-nucleotide messenger RNA. NCBI's taxonomy places the organism in Eukaryota, Viridiplantae, Streptophyta, Magnoliopsida, Lamiales, Oleaceae. The record is from the annotation of a GenBank genome assembly.